AACUUGGAUGCGUAAUUCCUUCAUGAAUUAGUCUAAUUGAAUCUCUUAUGGGGAUCUCAUGUUGUGAACUGCAACUCCUUUCAUACAUGCUGAAUUACUUUGGGGCUAAUGAAAUGUGACUCUCAUAAAUAAUCAAUGCGCUCAGAAUCGAGAAGGACUGUUCAUUUGAUCAUCAGAGGCUUAGACUCUUAUCGCAUGCUUGGACUGCAGUACAUUGAGAACCUAAUUGGGUUUUUUUCGUCAUGGAUCUUUCAUCUGGGAGAGAACAAGAAUUUUCUUACUGUGUUAAAAUGCCCAGUAAUGAAGGAUUUGAUAUCCUGAAUUUCAAUGUUAAAAUUGAUACUUCCUGGAUUUUCCAGGAAUUAGAAGAUGCAAGCAUACCUGAUGAACAAGUAAACAGUGCUGGAGAAGAGAAUUUGAACCUCAGAAUAAAAGAGCUGGAAAAGUCGGAGCGAAAACUUAAAGGUGUUCUAGAGCACUAUAUGGAGUCAGAUUCUGUCCUAAGAAAUAGGAUGAAAGAGCUGGAGCUGUCACACAAAACACUUCUUGUGACAAUUGAUCAACUAAAUGUGAAGUUGCACCAGGUUGAAAAUGCAAAUGUGCGUGUUAAAGGGAAACUGCAAGACAUUCGGGAGGACCUGACCAACUUGGUUGAAAACCAAGAAAAGUCAAAGAAGAAGCAAAAGGAAAAAUUACAUUGGCUCCAGGAGCAGCUGAAGACAAAAGAUGAUGAAAUAAAAAGCCAGUCAGUGUAUUUUGAGCACUACAAACAAAGGCAAACACAACAGACAGCAGUGCUGAGAGAAAGGGAACAUUACCUUCGGGGUGAGAUAUCUAGGCUGGAAAAGCAAGUCCUAGAUCUCAGUGCCCAUGUUGCUCUUUUGACAUCCAAGUUGGAAGAGGGAACGGUGCAGUAUCUCCAACGGAAGCUGGAAUCAGCAUUCAGUGGGACUCAGGGCUAUAGAUGCUCCGAUGUGAAAGUAAUGGAAUUGAAAACUUGCAUUGAAAAUGUGGAGCAUGACAUGAAAAGCCACCUUGAGACAUUUCAGCAAAAUCUGAAGUUCUUAAGGGAAAAAGAGGAGGACAACAGAAGAGAACAGAUGGACCUGCAGACUGAACUCCAGUAUUCCCAGGACAUGGAAGACUUUCUCAGAAGAAAAUUGGAAGAAUCUAGCCAUCAUAUUUAUAAUCUGAAAUUAUCUGAAAUCAAACUGCAGGAAAAAGUGGCAGAGCUUUUGAAUGAAAAUGAGGCUUUAAAAGAUCAAGAUAGGGUGAAGUCGAAAAAGAAAGAAAAAUAUUCCCAAUUUACAAGAUUGGAGAACAGAGACAACAGUGUUAACCUGAAUGGAGACCUAAUCCAGGAUGGCAUUCAAAAUCUGAAACGGGGAGCAGUAUUGGAUUCACCCAGAAGCAGAACUACCCAAACUCCAGUAGUGCUGCUACAUGCUGAAGAGUCUGAAACACCAGGAUGUAGCUGUGAUGGGCUAAAGCAGAUGGAGGAGCUACCAGAAGAACUUCUACCAGUUUUGGAACGCAAUUCCAGUGCCUUUUCAAAAGUUGCUGGUCUAGCUGAGAUUGAGCAGGUCACCCUUGGAACAAAGAGGGCAGGUACUCUAGAAGAUAGUUUCACUUCGUUCCGAUGUACCCCAAGUUACUGUGCAGCAAGACUGCUUCCCCCUUGCUCUGAGAAGUUAACUAAUGAUGAGACCAGGAAGGAAACCAAAGAUGAAGAAAACUUUUCUCUAUCAAAGGAACGAGCUAUAAAUCUACCAGCAAAAGUGUUCCUUGUUUCUAUGGUUGAAGCUUUGAUGAGGAAGAAGCUUCAACUUACCUUGUUAGAACCUGAAAGCUACCACAUAUCAGCUGUCACCACUGUGAAGAAAGUGAGGAGUUUGGAUUUCUGUGAGGGCAAUACCAAUCUUUGCUCUGAUGGCCUCUGCCUUGUUGCAGAAGGAGGAUUUUCUGACAAAGCUUCUGCACUUCUUUGUGGGCAGAUGCCUUGCACUGUGACUGAAAUUUUCACAUCGUCUCUGGAAAAACACAACGUGGAAAAACAUUGGGAAAACAAGCAAAUUCUGCCAAAAAGCAUAUGUGAAAAAAAGUGUCUGGAUAAAUUUGUUGAUGAUGGAAAGUAUCACAAAAAAAUCUUUAGAGGGAGAGCUAAAGGAGAAGAAAUACAGAAUGACAAAGCCCAACCACAACAGGUGACCUUUGUUCCUGAGGAAAGUUCCAAAGUUUUAUUUAAAACUGAAUUGAUCAGGCAUGGGAAGCAAGGAAUGAAAACCAAACGCAGCCUAGGUAGCCCACAAAAUUUAUCCGUUGAUUUUAAAGACUUAAAGAAGCAUUUUGAAAGGAGCCCUGGACUAAUGGAGGAACAAGGAAACCUCUCAGAAAUCUGCAUCUCUGAUGUGAAUAGGGUAUAUAAUGGAGAAGAUGUAACCAAACUAGAGGAGAAAGGAGACCAACCUCAGAAACCAACUCACCAAACACACCCUUCCAGAAAUAUUGGCCUGAAAGAAAAGAAAGACCAGACCCUGAAACUAUGUGAACCAUAUGAGAAGAAUUUCUCAUGUCAAAAAAUAGCUGCUGAAAACAUGCACUGUGCCUACUGUCUGAAUUCUUUUUGGUCAGAGGAAGAGAGGUGUCUGCUAAACAUAUUGUCUCCUAUGCAGGAGAGUGCUGUGUGUUUAAGCAAGUUGUUCCUGCCAGGGAGCAAUUUUUAUGAGUCUUUCUGUCAUCUGUCACCACUGGAAGCUGGUAAUGAACGAAAUGUGAAAGUAUAUGCACUGGAAAAAGUGGUGGCUGUGUGUUCUCAGAGGCUAUUUCUACUGAUGCAAGAGAAUGAAAAUUACUCAAAAAAAGUCUGUAUAUUACAACAGGAGAAUGAGAGAUAUGCUCAGAUGAUGUGUGCACUGGAAGAGGAGAUGGAUGCGUAUUUUCAAUACAUUUUAGCGGUAGAUGAAGCUAACAUUGUUUCAUUCCAAAACUUACUUAAUGAGAAAGAAGUUGCUGGUGGAUGUUAUAAUAACUUAUCAGAAGAAAACACCAUGAGCCCAGGAACAUUUUUUGUUGAAACCUUCUCUAAGAACCUCUCAUAUGUUGAAGAGAAAAAUAGGAAUUCUGAAAAAGACUCAUUGACAAUUACAUCAAAUAAACUUCCCAGGAGUAUUUUAUCCCUGGAUGGAAGGAAAAUGAGAUAUUUCCAGCUGCUUUCUCACCUGAAAGAAGAGAGAGGCAGAUGCUUCAAAGAAAUAGCUAAAUUAUUACAAGACAAGGAGAACUAUGUGGCAAAAUAUAAUGAAUUAAUACAAGAGAGAGGGGGAAAUUUACAAAGAAUAUCUCUUUUAGAAGGUGAAAAGGAAACUUUAUUGGGAUGUUUGGAAGAGGUAAAGUGUGAACAAGACAAAUACAGGACCUUGGUUUCAGAACUUCAAGAGUGCAAAACCAACUGUUAUCAAACGAUUUUUGAUUUACAGGAGGAAAAACAUAUACUGAAAAGAGAAAUAGACAGAAUCAAGAAAGAAACUUCAGAACAGCUGAAUGAGUUUCAGAAAGCAAAUGCAAACUUUAUUUUAGAAAAUACCAAAUUGAAAGGAUUAAUGUUGUCUUUGGGUUUCACCUGUGAAGAACUGAGAAAAGCUAAAGGUUUGGGAACAAAGGAAAAGAUAAUAAAACUAAAAGAAGAAAGUCAACAAUGUGGUCUUAAGCCAAAGAAAGUUGAAACAGCAUGUAGUGUAACUCAGACUGAGGAAGAAGGAGUUCUGGUUGUAGACGCCUCAAACUAUUUCCCCAGAAAAGAGGGCAGCACGUUUGAAAGCUACAGUGUGAUGAAAGAGCAAGUCAAAAAGGCGAAAGAGGAGCUAAAAAUACAGCAAAAGGAAUUAGAAAAAUCAAAAAAAGAGGCUCAGAAAUGGUACAUAGAACUUGGUUUUGCUGAAACGAGAUAUGAAGAAAUGAAAACUCAUUUGGCACAGGUUGUCUCAGAAUUAGACCAUCUUAAACAAGAAGUUGGGGACAGAAUGCUUGGAAAGCAGCGCUGCAAAGUAAUGCCUGUUUAUGCUGUGAAAGAUGGCCAGGAAACAGAGGAGAAUAAAAUAGCCAAUAAGAGAUUACAGCAGCAAGUGCUGACCUUGAAAGCCCAGCUCAGGGACCAGGCUGCAUUACAAAAUCAGUUGCACGACUUGCAGAAUGAAGUGGAACUCCUUCAGGCUCAGCUAUGUGAAAAGGACAAAGAACUUCAGAAGAGAAAGUCUGAAGAGAAGUUGGCGCUAGCUCCUCUGAAGGCUAAGCUGGCUUGCCUCACCCGAAAGUGCCAGGAAAGGAACGGCCUCAUUACCAGGAUGCAUGACAAGUUUCACAGGCGAGGAAUCACUGACUCUGCAUUUGAUGAAGAGGUGGAAGCCUUGGUGAAUGACAUGGUCCUGGCAGAGUACGCAGUCGCUUUUACACCAAUGCGUGAUCAAGAGAUGCCGCCUUCUUCCACAGACAUUUCACAGGCCAGUGGGCAGCCAGAGCAUCGUGAGACGUCUGUCAAAGUGAAUGGGAUGGCUGGGUCAAUACCUCCAAACUCUCAGCAAGAGGUGCGGAGCACCCACAGUUCUCGCAUCGCUCCAAAUGGGUAUGCUUGUUCUCCUACAAAAUUAAUAAGCUCAGAGAGGAUCGUAGCCUUGCAUCGAGAACUCAGACAAAACCGUCGCAAAAAUUGCCAGAUACCUUCAGUUGUCUCCUCCACCUCAAAUCCAGAGGCUGACUGCAACCUGCCCAUGAUCCAUGAGGAAGCCCCUUGGCCUCUGCCCUCAAGGAUGAAGGAUGCACCGGUGCCUCCAGAGCGUGGCGCUUUCUGGGCCACGAAGGGGAGGGAUCGGCUGUCGAAACGUGAUGAUGUAUUUUGGGGUCAAAUAGGAAAUCAGCAUGCAGGUGCUAUUCCCCAGGGAAUGAAACAGAAAAAUGCCAUUAUGAAUAAGGCAUGGCUCUCUAGAGAAAAAACAGAUGGCUCAACCUCAGCUACCGCAGCAAAAAGCUAUUUGUCAGACGUGUUGUCAGCAAGUAAUAGAGGUCGAAAUCCUGUGGGGAGAAAUCAGCUGCACAGGAAAGAAUAAAACCCGCAGAAAUAAAACAAGAACGGACACUUGCUUGUGGAUAGAAGGAUAGAAAUAUGCUUGUGGACAGAAAGGGAAGAUCCAUAAAAAGAAGAGCCAGCAGCUGAAAGCAGGGAUGACUUUGCCAGUUGGUUUGGUCUACAUUAUUAAACAGGCAGCCUGACGGUUGGUUCAGACAGAUGAUGAUGAAUUAGGAUGUUGCAAUAUGACUUUCAUUGCAGAAUACAAGAAAAGACUGUAUCAGUCACACAGAAGAAGCAAUACUGCUCUGAGGGGAUGAUGAAAGGUGCUUUGACCUGGUGGUGACCGCAGCUGCUUCAUUAUGGGAAAACUGAGAAGUUGCCCUGAGUUACCAUCUGCCACGUUUUAGCCACAUCCUGUAGUGGAAGCUGGCCAUACGGGCUAACCCAAUGUGUGGUUUGGGUUUUCAUUCUGUUUUGCUUUCUUGGGAUCCCAGCAUUUGCAUUUUAAAGAAAUUAUCCAGUUAAGUACGGCUCUCAGUCUUCAUGGGUCUGCUUAUGUGGGUAUGUAAUAUCUUCAGCCUCAUACAGCUUUGAGCAUUCCUGAAAGAGGCUUUGAUCUGAGGUAGGAUGUUUAGUAUUUCUGAGGACGUUGUACUUGAGGGUACAAACUGUUUAGGAAAUGAGAUAGAACUGCAUUUUUACAAGGGUAAGUAGGAAUUGGGAAUGUACUUCAUGUGCACUGAGAGGCACUUGGAACAUCAAAGCGCUGUGUCCUAAUGCUCUAGAUUGAUUAUUAUUUCAACCACAUGAAUAGGCCACACUGAAUUUAACUUUCAGAUAAGGUAUUCGCAUACAUACAUGCUUUUUCUGAUAUAGGUGCUUUUUUGCACACUGAUUGGUAAUAGUGCAUGUGAUGCAAACACAUUUUGCAGCCACGGUGUACAACACAGAUUUAUGCACCCAUAACCCCUACUGUUCAUAUCUGAGUACCCAUUUGUGAAGGGAGGGAGAUGUGAAUGCACAAGACUUGUCCUUAAGGGAUCAUGCUGGUACAUCCAUUCCUUCUCUAACGAAAGGCACACAGCACGGUUGAAGUCAGUGGCAAUACUCGUGUUGACCUGAAUGGGAGCAGAUGUAGGUACUGCUCUCUAACUGGUUUAUAACUUGUAUUUCCUCUUUUUUCUUUCUUUUUUUUUUUUUUUAAUGUUGAGCUAACUGCUAGAAUGUGCUGUCUGUACAAUGCUUAGCUGCCCAGUAAUUCCAGAUAUCCUUUGAAAGGAGGCAGAAGGAUAAUAAACUGUGAAAUCCCAAAUCAGAUUAAUGUAAUGUACAUUUCUAGAUUAUGAUUAGUAACAAGAUGACACGUUGGCAUGGUAACACUUGAAGCUUAACUACAAGUUCUUAAAAUAAAGCAAUGACAUAUGUGUAGGUUUCUAUCCAUUUGCAUACUAUCCACCUGAAAACAUACAUCAUUUCCACAACACUCAGGCAAUUAAAACCUACUUCUUACUUUUGAAUUAAGUCUUGAACUAAAACAUCAUGCCUCUUUCCUAGUAUUUAUGCAUAAUCUCCCACCAUAAAUUGUAAAUGUUGAUAAUGAACCUGUCCAUUUUGUAACAUCCUAGGCUCUCUGCCAUUUGGUUUCAUUUUAAAACGAUUAGCAUAAGGAAUGUAGAACGUGCUUCAUUCUUGGUGGUUUGUACCACAUUGAUCUCCUUUAAAUUCUACCACCUCCUAAUAUAAAAAUUGUCUCACUAGUAUUGGAAAAGCCUCUUUACUAACUAAAUUGAUAGACCGGUGGGUACAAUUCAUGUGGCUGAGGAUUGGGAAUGAAAAUCCCAACUUUACCUCAAAUGAUUGUAAGAAAGCAGUAAAAUGUUUAAUGUGAGCUUACUGAGACAGAGAGCCUAGCCGUUAUUUUCUAGUUGCCUUAUGGUGAAAAGUGUUGUCUAGUUGUUACAGAGUCUGUUUGGCUUGCUUUUACUAAGAAGAAGUUAGCUUGUUUAGAUGUGCUAUCUAUGGUAAAUGUGCCAGGGGAUGAUUUACGUGUAUUAUUGUUUUGUGUUAUACUUUCUCAGAAUGCAAAAUUGGGCACUUUGUUCUGAUUGCUUUAUAUGCACAAUAUUGCUUUGACCAAAUCCCUUACAGUAAAAAUUAAGAUGCUGCUAAGUUCUGCAUAAGUAAAUACAAUCUUCUUCUGUCAUCCUAAAUAGACAAAAUGCACAGUGUUAUGUGGAAAAUAUGAUUUCUUUGACAGUUCAUUUAUUAACAUGCACUCUCCUGUAUAGAGCAUCACAGGAUAUUGAAAAUACAGCUUACAGUAUUUCCACAGCUCCUUACGCAACCUUUAAAUCCCAAAUUCUGUUCUUCACACCACUAUGGAUGACAGAUGCUGGAGGUACAAUGAUUGAGUCUGGCGUGAUAAUCAUGUUGCAUUCAGAAUAAUACAAUUGCCAGGAAAUAUUUUACACACACAGCAGAGUUCCCGGGAUAAACCUCCACCUAACGCAUGGCUGAUGUUUGUCCUUGUGGCCUUUUAAAAAGUGGAAACCUUGAUCUGUGUUUCAUAAAUCUACUGGUAUUUCUCACUCGCAGAUGAAGGAUUUUAGUUGAAUUUACCAUGGCUGUGGGGUGGAGGGAGGGACGUGUGCAUGCUGGGUUUUGCCACUAAUCCUUUGGAAAUCCUUUAGUGCCUUAAGGAGGCAGAGGGGGAACAGCCCUUAGGAUUACAGAAACUUGUUCAAACCUCUUUCCUGCUUUAGCAGAAUUCCUUUAAAAUAUAUCGUGCCUUUGGCUCCAAACAUAUUUGCAUUAGAAAUCAGUAGCCAUGGGAUAAUGGACAGAAAUUUCUGUCCCUGCAGAAAUGUUAGGAAAGAGAGUAUACUGUAUCUUAUAUAGGAUAUGAAUUAAAAAUAUAGCUAACAAGUUCUACCAUUUGGAACCACGCAUAAACCAUUAUGUGACAAGUAGGAAAGUUGCAAGUUGCAGGUAAAGCUUAAAAAAAAAAAAAGAAAAAAAAAAGGAGAAAGUUUAAAAGUACUGGAUGAGAUGUUUGUACCACUGAAGUGACUGGCAAACUUCCACUGGCUUCCCUGGGACCAAGAUUUCAUGCUUUCUUCUACUUGGCUUAAGAAAUGCUCACAUAUGAUGGAUACAUAAGCAUCAUGCUCUCUUUAACAUUUUCUAUGCACACAGGAGAGGAAGAGAAAGAUUAGUAGUUGUGGAGACCUGCCUUGAUUUGGUGGUGUUGGGAUCCGUGGUAUAAAUCUCUGUUGACUAUUGUUUCUCUGUGUAACAUAGACUCUUGUUAUGGGAAUAUGAAUAUGCAAAUGUAAAUUCCAAUGUGAGAGGUUACUGCGCAGUGUGCACUAACCGAUGCUGAACAACUACAUUUCUCUACUCUCUGAAUUGUGGUUUCGUCCUUUCUAAAAAAGAGGGAAAAUGCAGUUAACAGGUGAAAGCCACUCCUGUGCAAAAAAGCCUGUAUGAGGCAAUGCAUGUACUCCCUGAUGGUCCUAAGGAGAUCUUGGGAAAAGUUGAAUAAGCUUUUAGCUCGUGAGUGAAUUUUAUCUUUUAGGAAUUAAGAGCAAUUCGUUGGUACAGAGCUAGAAAACAAAAUAAAACAAAACAAACAAAAAAAGAGGACCUGAAAAUCAGAGUGGUGAUGGUCUUCUAUGUUGCUCCCUGUGAUGGCAAGCAAGUUUUAAAGAAUAUGUAAAUAGUUAAAAGAAAAUCAUUACAUGGCUCACAGUAUGUAAGACAAGCCCCAGCAUGGAACAGAUUUUUAUAGCUUGUUUAUAAAUUACGCUUCUGUCUUUUGUUUGGAACUUGGACAAAGAAACCAUGUAAAUUAAAUAAGAAGUACUUACUGCACACAUUUGUUUGACUGAAACAAAGGUAUUUCCCCACCUCCUGAGGUAUUAAUGAGAAAUCUGGGAUGAAUAAUGUAUAGAGAUCUUGCCUUUUGAGUUCUAGUGCUGUGCAGCUAGUUAACUCUUUUGCACAGCCCACAGUGGGAUGGGAACCAGAAGUCCUGACGAGCAGUUGUUAGGGCCACAAAUUGGGAUCCAUUUGAAGAGGUGCCAAAGAAUGCACAAAAAGGCUGGGGUUUGUGGUGGGAUACUUAUUAACCAGAUGUACCAGCUAGAUUGGGGAGGGAGGGGUGUUUGUAAAUAUAUGCAAAAAGUAUAAACUCUGACCCAUGACCACCCUGUUAACUGGGUGUCAGAUUGGUCUCAGCUAAGUGAGAAGCUUCAAUAACAUGAAAGAGGCCACUCUUGAUCUGUUCCAUUGAAACCUUAUGAAUAACUUUUCAGCAAAUAUUUCCACUCCAAGACAUUUGUCAUAGAUCUCAACUGUACAUAUGUAUUAAUUUUCUGUGUAACUAGGGAGGAUACAGAAUUGUAAUGAAGUCACAAAGUCUACUUGAUGAUUAUCACAGAUUUGUAACUCUCACUUAA
This is a messenger RNA of Grus americana (Whooping crane), 9522 nucleotides long. It is a transcript of the gene C4H4orf50, whose product is annotated as chromosome 4 C4orf50 homolog. The record is from RefSeq and is a predicted model, not a curated record. The coding region runs from base 243 to 5099 and encodes 1618 amino acids. The transcript is spliced from 16 exons. Lineage: Eukaryota; Metazoa; Chordata; Aves; Gruiformes; Gruidae.